GGUGAUUUUAUUGGAUUAUCUUGCAUAGAUAAAAAAUGUCUAUAAUGCAAAAGGUCCAUUGGUCAAUUUGAUGAUGUUUACUGACGAUGCCACGUUCUAUGGGUUCAGUCGGAUCUAACGUGGUUGUCAGGGUGGAGGAGGUUUCAGGCUGGCUUUCUGUGUUAGUCUGGAGAGUAACGGACGAGAUGUUCCACGAUGGUCAUUUAGAUGUGUUGGUUAGUCAAACGUACGGGACCGUGAGACCACAGGGUUGAUCUGUAUAGGUCACUAGGUCACUGGUGCGUAUACCUAGUUUAAGGAGGUUUGCGGGGUUCUCAGCUGAUGGACAAUAGCGCCAGGGAAUGUCAGUGGUGGCAGAUUUGAUUUCUUUUACACUGUUGGAGACGAACCUGUUCAUUUCUCGACUUGACGAUAGCCAAUGUAGAACGAUCUGGCUGUCAGACCAGAGGUACACUGUAGACCGUUGGAGAUUGGGUCGAAGAUAUGAGACAAUCUUGAACCGAUCACGGCUGCCAUCAACCGUCGAGUUGCGGUAAUGUUGGUUUUUUUAGCUGGGUGACUUGGGAUUUGUACUCUUGGGGAACACAACGGGACAUUUGAGAACGUUGUUUGAACACGUGUUUGAGAUGCAUGGGCUUUGUACUCUUGUUAUACGAAGUAAAGAUGGCAGAUCGACCAGAGGUAAGUUCAUGAAUUAUUAAUUUUUUCUGUUACAAAACAUUAUAAAUUCCAAAGUCUUUCAUGUUUUAUAUAGGUAAAUAAAGAGUGUUCAAGUAAAGAGGAAUUCGACGUAGGUUAGUAGCUAUUUCAUUGUUUAUAUGGAAGCAAUUUCAGAAAACUUUUAACUCGUGAAAAUAUAAGCAUUUUUAUUUAUUUACCUUCAAUAUACUAACUAUACCUAAUUGGGAAAUCAAACUUUAGACCUUUACCACAUGUAUAAUUAAUACACAUUGAAAUUACUGUUAAAUAUACUUUAAAAUGAUCAACUGGAAAUCUUUCAGAAGUAAAUGCAUCAUCAUGCAAAAGUGUGUUAGAAAAAAGAGAACUAGAGAAAAAGGGGAAAAAAGAAAAAAAGGGAAAAAGACAAGAGACCAAAUUACACAGAUCUGUCAACAAAUUAUAAAAGACUAUCCAUUUUUGCAAGAUAAGGGCAUAGGAUCUGGCUAUGAUUCUUGGUAUUCUCAAAUUUACGAAAAAUUUAGGAAUGAAAGAAAGCACGCACAGGACCCGUUGGUUCUUCAACGAAAGAGAAAGUCAGUGGACUCUGACACUAAAGUUGUAAAGAAGUCUCUCAGAAGAGGAGGAAUAAAUUGGGAGCCACCAUAUCCUGAGGGAGAAGAUGAGGCAUCAAUCAAAGCACAUGUUGCUUUCAUGAAGAAUGAAUCCCGCAAGAGAAGCCCUAACUUAGAGAAAAUACAAUCAAGGAUGGACCGCACAUUUCCCCACCGGAGGAGGUUUAUCAAUGAGAAGAGGCCUUUGGCUGAAAUUAGGCAUGAGUAUCCAACACUUUUCACGAGCAAGGAGAUUGUUUCUGAAUUUGAGAGGAUUUUGGCAGUCAAAUCCAGCAUCACUGAGCAGUUUAAGGCAAACUUCUCUCAAAUGGCCAACAAAGUACUCCUCCUUGCCAAAAUGUCAAAGAAAGCCAAGUGUUAUGAGCAGGUGAAGAAAUAUCUGAAGUUGCUAGAGAAUGAUGACUCCUGUGACCAGGAGGUUGAAAAUUCAGAUGAUGAAAUAUCAGACGUCGCUCUUUUACUGGCUGCCCUACUGCUGCAAAAGUCUGGCAAAAAUGACCUAAGCAGCUUCAUCCAGUUUAUCCCAGAAGGUUCAAAUUUUGAAAAGGUGGCAAGUGAAAUGGAUGAGGUGCAUCCAAAGAUAUUGGUGAAGGGAGAGUUGCAAGAUCUUGGGGAGAAGGCUGUGGUUGCAGAGAAAACCGUUAUUUGUACCGUACAAGGAAUGUUGCUGGAUGCAGUUGUGGUAUAUAUGGCUGUGAACUAUUCUUUUAUGUUUGAAUAUCCAGUUGGAUUCAACCAGUUUUGUUUAUUUGUACAAAAAUGUGUUUUAAGUAUUCUGGAUGGAAAAAAGUUACCAGGUUCUGUUUUAGAUUUUGUUAACAAAUUAGACACUUUAUAA
This is a messenger RNA of Dendronephthya gigantea, 2130 nucleotides long. RefSeq lists its product as uncharacterized. The record is from RefSeq and is a predicted model, not a curated record. Lineage: Eukaryota; Metazoa; Cnidaria; Anthozoa; Malacalcyonacea; Nephtheidae. The transcript is spliced from 5 exons. The coding region runs from base 979 to 2130 and encodes 383 amino acids.